ACGGCUGGACUUGCUGCAGCGAAGAGAAUUUUGGAAACCGGAGCGGAAGUGAUAGUAUUCGAACAAACCGACCAACUAGGAGGCACGUGGAACUACACCGAUUCGGUCGGAAAGGAUAAAUAUGGGCUGGAUAUCCACACUAGCAUGUACCAAGGGCUGCGGACUAACCUUCCGAAGGAAGUUAUGGGUUUUCCGGACUUUCCGAUCCCUGAACAAAAGGAAUCGUACAUUCCUGCGGAGGAUAUUUUGAACUUUUUGAAAUCGUACGCCAACAGGUUUGACGUUACGCAGCACGUCCGGUUGGAGCACCACGUGGUCUUAGUGGAUAUAGCCGAUACACCCAAAAAGUGGAAAGUUCUGGUGAAAAACCUUCCUCAACAGAAAAUGGAAACAUUCUUUUUCGAUUAUGUGUUCGUUUGUAAUGGCCAUUAUCAUACGCCUCGAUUACCAAACAUUCGCAACAUUGAACUCUUCGAGGGAAAGCAACUACACAGUCACGAUUACAGAACGCCAUAUCAUUUCAAAGAUGAGAAGGUGCUGGUUGUUGGAGCUGGUCCGUCUGGGAUGGAUUUGGCACUGGAGAUUUCGAAAACAGCGCUUCACGUUACGCUAAGUCACCACACAAAGGAACCAUUCAAAACCGUUUUUCCAGCGAAUUUAAUUCAGAAACCGGACAUCGCCGAACUGACGCAAAACGGUGCCCUAUUUGAGGAUGGUAGCCAGGAAUAUUUCACCGUUAUCCUCUACUGCACCGGUUAUCGCUACAGCUUCCCAUUUCUGAGCAACAACUGCGGAGUCGUCGUCGAGGACAAUUACGUUCAUCCGCUGUACAAGCACUGCAUUAACAUCAAUCAACCGACGAUGACCUUCAUAGGGCUUCCGUAUUACGUGUGCGCUGCACAGAUGUUCGAUCUACAGGCGCGAUUCUGUCUCACGUACUACACUGGCAAAAAGGAACUGCCUACAAAGGAGGAAAUGCUGGCCGAUAUGCACGAACAGAUGAAGUUGAAAUGGAUGCAGGGCUGUCGGAAGAGUCAAUCCCAUAUGAUGGGACCGGCGCAGGGAGAAUACUACGACGAUCUGGCGAGGACAGCGGAUGUGGAACCGAUAAAACCAGUGAUGACUCGGUUGCACAAUGAAAGUAGCCAGCGGUUCAAUGACGAUUUGUUGAACUUUAGAAAUGAUAUGUUCCGAAUCGUGGAUGAUAAUACGUUUGAGGAAGUUGUGAGAAAUGCGUAAGCAUAAGAUUAAGCUUGCUGUCGAAAUAGUUUUAACGUGUAUUUAGAAAGUAAUUGUUAUUAAUAAAUAGAAUGGUAUCGUAGAUACACACUGAGUUCAAGGCAUAAGUUCAGAUGUACAGAAUACUAGAAACAUAUUGACUUGAUGAUAUACGGA
Aedes albopictus (Asian tiger mosquito) is the source of this 1395-nucleotide messenger RNA. Its product is annotated as senecionine N-oxygenase. The record is from RefSeq and is a predicted model, not a curated record. NCBI's taxonomy places the organism in Eukaryota, Metazoa, Arthropoda, Insecta, Diptera, Culicidae. Gene Ontology annotation, molecular function: flavin adenine dinucleotide binding; NADP binding; N,N-dimethylaniline monooxygenase activity.